AAAGAGGUUGACAUAACAGAAGGUCUCCAGAAGCAUGUUAUAAUAUGUCAUUCCCCUGAAUGUGAUAGCUAUUUGCAGCCUCCGAGGACUUGGCUUAAAGCCCAAUUAGAAUCAAAGAAGCUACUGACAUUCUGUGUGAAGAGGUUGAAGAAUUUGAAUAAAGUUCGCUUAGUACAUGCAGAGUACAUUUGGACUGAACCUCACUCCAAGAGAAACAAAGUCAAGCUGAAAGUUCAGAAAGAGGUUCUUCACGGAGCUAUCCUUGAGCAGGCCUACACUGUUGAAUAUGUUAUCCAAGACCAAAUGUGUGAAUCUUGUACUAGGGUUCAGGCUAAUCCCGACCAGUGGGUGGCUGCAGUGCAAUUGCGACAGCAUGUUUCUCACAGGUGGACGUUAUUCUAUUUGGAACAACUUUUUCUUAAGCAUGAUGCCGCUGCUCGUGCUAUAAGGAUUAAGCAAAGGGAUCAAGGAAUUGAUAUUUUCUUCUCUAAUCGUAGUCAUGCUGUGAUGUUUGUGGAGUUUAUAGGGAAAGUAGUUCCAAUACGGAGCCGUAAUGACAAACAACUGGUGUCUCAUGAUACCAAGAGCAGCAUUUACAACAAGUAUACUUUUUCAGUUGAAAUUUGCCCAGUUUGCCGUGAGGACUUGAUUUGUCCUCCGCCAAAAGUUAAAGAUGGUUUGGGGAAUGUAGGGCCACUUGUGAUCUGCACCAAGGUGAGUAAUAACAUUGGUUUACUUGACCCAUUUACUCUCAGGAACUGUUUUCUGGACGCGGAACAUUAUUGGAGGGCAUCUUUUAAGACCCUACUUUCGAGUAGGCAGCUUGUGGAAUAUAUAGUUCUAGAUGUUGAGAGUGUUUCUUCUGAGGUCAAUAUUGGUGGAUCUAAGUAUGCUUUGGUAGGAGUGAAGCGACUGCUUCUCAAUGGAAGGAAUGCAUUUUGA
This is a messenger RNA of Nicotiana attenuata, 942 nucleotides long. RefSeq names its product 60S ribosomal export protein NMD3-like. Gene Ontology annotation, cellular component: cytoplasm; nucleus. Gene Ontology annotation, molecular function: ribosomal large subunit binding. NCBI's taxonomy places the organism in Eukaryota, Viridiplantae, Streptophyta, Magnoliopsida, Solanales, Solanaceae. Gene Ontology annotation, biological process: ribosomal large subunit export from nucleus. The record is from RefSeq and is a predicted model, not a curated record.